GGUUCCCUUCCUCAAUAUGCCAAGGAUUUUCUUAACCUUUCUUUGUGUAUAGUUGCAUACUAGGUUAAUACCUUCAGUGAAAGUAAAAACUUGUGAAUCGUUUCUGGGUAAUAAAUGAUAAUGCACACUACCUGCAUUAUCCUAUUUGUAUUUUCUUCUACCUAAUAGUGCUUCACCCUUUAAUUCAUUGGGAACUUUAUAUUCAUUAAUGAAACCAUAGAUUUGGGGAAUCAUAUAAUGAAAUAAUUAUAUCUAGAGACAUUUUUGAAUCAUGUAAUUCAAACUAUCAUAGUCUAAACUACGGAUGAAAUUGACUCUUAAAAAAGAUAAAUGAGUCUUGCACAAUCACAAAGAUAGUUCAUUUUUUUUGCUAAUAUAGUGAAUUACUUCCCUUUUCUGCAUUUCAUUGUCAUUUAAUAAAGCAAUUUAUCUUGUAAUUAUAAAUGCAGCUUUCCAGUCAAUCUCUUGAGUUCUCUUGACCACCAGUCAGGAACCUGGCCUGAAAGCUCGUUCUUGAUUGGUUCAAGUGAGCUAUACCAGUAGAAUGCCAAGGAAUAAUCAAAGGAGCAUAGCAACAACUGAGUUUGCUGUCUCACACUCCCCCACCUGAGCCAAUCUGGACUCCUUCAUCCUAAAUGAGGUGGCCUCUACAUUUUAUAUGAAGGCUGUGCUUCGCCAUUCAACUGUAAUCCAUCUAAUGACAUGGCAGACCAAAACAGACAGGAAGACAAAACUGAACAACACAAUUAAAAUAAAGUAUAUUCCCAGAAUACACAUUGUGGAAACAGGAUGAAUUUGACCAGUGAAAAGUUGCCCAAGAAUCCCUUUUACACCUCUAUAUCUCAAUAUGCUGCUAAGCACCAAAAAGUCUUCCAAUGGAGAAAGGAAAACACUGAUCAUUACAGCCAUGCUGCUUUGGUGGAUAAGGCACUGCAGCUCUUGAAGGAAAGAAUAAGAAGAGGGGAUGCUCUGGCUUAUUUCCUACGAGGUCAGCUGUAUUUUGAAGAGGGAUGGUAUGAAGAAGCAUUAGAACAGUUUGAAGAUAUCAAGGAGAAAGAUCAUCAAGCAACUUACCAGCUAGGAGUCAUGUAUUACGAUGGGCUGGGGACGACUGCAGAUGCUGAAAAAGGAGUGGACUAUAUGAAGAGAAUUCUUGAUUCUCCCUGCCCCAAAGCAAGACAUUUAAAAUUUGCUGCUGCCUUUAACCUUGGAAGAGCUUAUUACGAAGGAAAAGGUGUUAAACGGUCAGAAGAGGAAGCUGAAAGAUUGUGGCUUUUUGCUGCAGACAAUGGCAACCCCAAAGCUAGUGUGAAGGCUCAGAGUAUCUUAGGACUGUAUUAUUCAACAAAAGAACCCAAAGAGUUAGAAAAGGCAUUUUAUUGGCAUUCAGAAGCAUGUGGCAAUGGGAAUCUGGAGUCCCAGGGUGCGCUUGGCCUCAUGUACUUUUAUGGACAAGGCAUCCGCCAGGAUACUGAAGCUGCCCUGCAGUGCCUAAGGGAAGCUGCAGAGCGCGGGAACAUCUACGCACAAGGGAAUCUCGUGGAGUAUUACUACAAGAUGAAGUUCUUUACAAAGUGUGUUACGUUUUCCAAAAGGAUGGCUGACUAUGAUGAGGUUCAUGAUAUCCCCAUGAUAGCCCAGGUCACGGACUGUCUUCCAGAGUUCGUCAACAGAGGCAUAGCCAUGGCGUCCUUCUACUAUGCACGGUGUCUUCAGCUUGGCCUGGGCAUCACAAAAGACGAAGCAACAGCUAAACACUAUUAUUCUAAAGCUUGCAAAUUGAAUCCUGCACUGGCAAAUGAACUUCACUCUUUGGUUAUUCAUCAGAAAAUUUAGAUCACAUUGCAUUUCAACAAAGAUCAUGAAUCCUAACACUAUAUAAUGGACCAGAAUGGGGAAGGUAUUUUAUCACUGCAUUAACAGAUGAGAAAGCCCAGAAAACUGACUGAAUGCCUUGUUCAUAGCCCCACUAUCAAUAACAACAACAAGAAUUCUGUACACUGGACCUCUCCUAAUGCCCCUUGUACGCUAUAUGACUUGAUGCUCCCUGAAGUCUUUAAGCUCCCUGAAAUAAUUUUCCUCUUCUUUCUG
Messenger RNA from Chinchilla lanigera (long-tailed chinchilla), 2091 nucleotides. RefSeq names its product LRP2 binding protein (gene Lrp2bp). The record is from RefSeq and is a predicted model, not a curated record. Lineage: Eukaryota; Metazoa; Chordata; Mammalia; Rodentia; Chinchillidae. Gene Ontology annotation, molecular function: protein binding. The transcript is spliced from 10 exons. The coding region runs from base 790 to 1836 and encodes 348 amino acids.